Messenger RNA from Fusarium sp. VM40, 1518 nucleotides. NCBI's taxonomy places the organism in Eukaryota, Fungi, Ascomycota, Sordariomycetes, Hypocreales, Nectriaceae. The record is from the annotation of a GenBank genome assembly.
AUGGCAGAAGUUCUUGGCGUGAUCGCCAGUGUCGCGACCAUCGUAAGUCUAGCGAAACCUACAGUCAAGCUCACCAAGGCCCUUCGAAGUAUCGCCCAACACCAAGACCCAAUUGCGAACGCGAUUUGCAGAAUCGCUGCCCAGAUUGAGAUGUCAGCCACAACAGUCGAUCUUGCAGUGCAACAGCUUAAGGGGCAUUGCUCAACGCUGCAGAAGAUGCCAGACGCACCUACCGGCGUUUUGCAGUACAUAAGCGAAAACAAAUCUGUGGAUAUCCUUAUCCGGGGCACAGAAGCUGUUGCAAGACAGCUGAAAGAUGCACAGCAUGGCUUGAAGUGUAUGAGUGGACAACACGCAUUCUUGAAAAGAUUUAAGUGGUAUGUCUGGAAUAAAAUGGAACUCGACUCCUUGUUUCCGGAUAUGCAGCUUCUCGGCCUUUGUUUAUCAUUUGUCUGUCCAAUUUUGAAAAUGGAGAUCAAUCAGUACAUUAAGCAGAGAUCGAGCGCCGAAGUCAAGGAAGUUAUGGAAGAACAAAUCAAAUCCCUUCGCCGCGAGCUCAAAAUCAGUGAGGAUCGAUACAGGAAGUUGAGAGACGACCGGGACUUUGUAACCAACUAUGGGCCUGGUUUCGAUGCUGAGUUUCAAAGUAUAGCGGCACCGCUUCUUCGGUUAGCACAAAGCAUGCGACGUACUGGACAUGUGCCUCAAACCACAGAAGCACCUUCGCACACACCCUCUAACUUACGAAGACCGAGGUCAGAAAGACAACCUCGGAUACGAAAAGGCGAUCGUUGUAGCCAAGGAGAUGAGGUCGAGGUUGACUUCACUGUACCGCCUCGGCAAUCCAAUAGAGAUCAAGGUCCAAGACCAAUACGUCGAACACCCUCUAUUCAUUCACUGUCAGGGGUACACAUAACUCGCCUUGCUCACGAGAGCAGGAAGAUGGAUCCUCCUAGGGAACCAAGUACGCCAUCAUCUCAGCAGAGCUCUACAACCAGGGAUUCUGGCUCUUCAGUACCAUCACCACUAGUGCAGACUCCCCAAACACCAAGGACUCCACAAACACCAAAUAAUCCACAGACAGCAGGCAUGCCCGAGCCUUUGCGAACGUCUUCGUUGCCAAAGGAUAAAGAAAAGGGCACAUACACCCUUAGAUCAGGCUUCCUGAAAAUCCCAGAAAGUAGUCUGCAUAAAGGUCUGCAUGAGGUGUACAUCACGUCUGCAAUUGACACUACUGUGCAGGACAACUUCAUCUCGAUGAAACAAGCAACAGAGCUUGGACUCCUCACUCAAGAUCUUAAACAACAGGAUUGUGAUUACAUCCAACAACAAAACUGGCCAUCAAGGGCAAAUAUAGUGGGAAAGGUCUUGGGUUUGGAAUGGCGGCGUCAAGAGUGGUCGAAAUAUAUUCCAGUGGACCUCUGGGUUGAAGAGCGUUACCCACAGACUGGCGAACAUAUGGUUCUUGGCAAGAGCUUUAUACGAGCAGUCCAAAGACAAGAGCAGAUUGGACAAUAG